UCGGGUUUUAAUUUGGUUAUAGGCACAUUUUCUAUACGUAUUAUAGGUGAGGACCCGCACGUGAUAAUAAAAAAAAGAAUCGGAAUUCGGAUAUUCAGCACAGCAUGCCGGCGGCAGGAUUUUCAACUCCGGCGAGGGAUGGCGGCAGCGACAAGGAGUUUGAGGCGAAAAUAACUCCCAUAGUCAUCAUCUCAUGCAUCAUGGCCGCCACCGGCGGCCUUAUGUUCGGCUAUGACGUCGGCGUCUCUGGUGGGGUGACAUCAAUGGGGCCGUUCUUGAAGAAAUUCUUUCCGGUGGUGUACCGGAACACACAGCAUCCGGGCCAGAACAGCAAUUACUGCAAGUACGACAACCAAGGCCUCCAGCUCUUCACCUCCUCCCUCUACCUCGCCGGCCUCACCGCCACCUUCUUCGCUUCCUACACCACCAGAAAGCUCGGCCGGAGGCUCACCAUGCUCAUCGCAGGCUGCUUCUUCAUUGUCGGCGUCAUCUUCAACGCCGCCGCUCAAAACUUGGCCAUGCUCAUUGUGGGCAGGAUCUUGCUUGGCUGUGGGGUUGGCUUUGCUAAUCAGGCGGUCCCUUUGUUCAUAUCAGAGAUUGCCCCCACAAGAAUACGCGGAGGUCUCAAUAUUCUCUUCCAACUCAACGUCACCAUUGGCAUUUUGUUUGCUAAUCUCGUCAACUAUGGAACCGCAAAGUGAGUGCUACUACUAUUCAUACGUCCUUUUAUUUUACAAUAUAAAAAUAUAUAUAUAUUACGCCAUCAUUAUAUUGGUCUGCUUUAAUUUGUGACUCAAUAAUGUGGCAUUACAAAAUCGUUAGACGUGAAUUAAGUGAAUGAACUAUUUCACCAACAUAAUUGUUGAUUGAUGGUCGGGAACCCAAAUUAUAUAUAUUUCCUCGUAAGAAUUAAUUGCGCAUUUGAACUUAUAUUUGUCUCAAAUCAGGACUAAUCAAAACGAGCGCUUCACCCA
Cuscuta europaea is the source of this 974-nucleotide messenger RNA. NCBI's taxonomy places the organism in Eukaryota, Viridiplantae, Streptophyta, Magnoliopsida, Solanales, Convolvulaceae. The record is from the annotation of a GenBank genome assembly.